CUAUUUUCAUAAAAUAACAUGAAAUUAAUUUUUAAGAAUGAAUUAUGACUUCACAGUCCACAGUCAAACAAUAAACUGUAGAGCAGACUCUGGUUUGUUUGGGGAAGAGAUAUAGAGAGAGGGAGGAAGAAAGCCUGUCCGUACAACAAUUUGUUGACGCGUGGCCCCAUAAACGCGCUUCCUCCAUCCUCACCGCCCUAUUUAUUGCCCCUCAUCGCCUUUCUGCUCACCCUCCACUCUUCUCUUCCUCCCGUCCCUUUCUCUCUAUAUAUCUCUGGAUCUCACUCUCAUAAUCAUCACCCCGUUUUUCUGGUUUCUGGGUGUGAACUGAAUUCGACUGUUGUAAAGAAUCGAUCUUUUACUCUGUUUCAGUCUAGAUUCUCUGUUUUUAGUCUGGGAAAAAGAAAUUGUAGGUGAAGGAUCUGAUAAAAAUGGCGUCUUCUGAUAAUUUGAUCCCGUUGGAGCCCUGGGCGUCUCGCUUCGCCGGGUUUUCCGAUUCUUGGUUUUCCGAUGCGUUUUCCCGCGAAACAGAGACGCUGACCCAAGCGUUGCAGAAAUCGAUGUCCGAUACGCCGGCUGCGGUCAUGGAGGGCUUCCCCUUCGAGGCUGGUAUGCAAAUUUUUAAGCCGGAGGAGCCGCGGGUCGGGACUCCUUGCAGCGCUUCCGGCCCCACUGUCUCCGGCGGGUCGGAGUACGAGACGGCGGGCUCUAAGCGGCAGAGCUUGGGCGUCCACGGGAAGGCGAAGAAGCGGAGGUCACGCGCGUCGAGAGGCGCUACUACCACUUACAUCACCGCCGACGCGGCUAACUUCCGCCAGAUGGUGCAGCAAGUCACCGGAUUUAAGCACGGCGGAGCGGGCCAGAUCGGCCCGAUCCUGAAACCGGAGCCUCACCGGGCCGUCAACAGGCCGCAGCCGACCGGAUUCUUUCCCGCGCUGGACACGUCAUCUUUCAUGUUGGAACAGAGCAGGCAGCAGCAACAGACGGCGAGAGUGGGCGGCUCCGGUUCUUCUCUGCCUCCGCCGGCGCCGAGGACGGCGGGGGAGGCGAGCUGCCCGGCGGGCAUUGACUUUGACUAUUUCGCUGCCUUCCCGAUCCUGGAGUCAUGGAAAACCGUAGUGUAGCAGCGCGAAUGGACUGAAUGACUGAUCGACCCCUUGGUGCCAAGGUUAGAAAUGCAUUUGGAAAGGGCAAAACGGGAAACGCGAUCACAUGUAUCGGUUAAUUAUUAUAUUAAUUAGAGAAGUGGUAUACUAUUAUUUAUGAUAAAUUAAAUCUCUCAAUCUUUGGGGUUAAUUUUGGAUUAAUUCUUGAGAGAUCAUUUUCAGAGUAGCAUAAUUUGUACUAUGUUUGCCUUAUUUGCACGCUUACCAUGUUUCUCUACUUACAUUAGUUUCCAAAGCAUCCAAAUAUCUAUCAAAUGAUUAAUAUUAAGAUAAUAAUCCACAUCGUGAAUCAGAUUAACUGAUGGAAUGUGUUCAAAGACCAUAGUUUGUGAGAAUAAUGUAAUACUAUUGUUUUCAUUGUGGUUUUCUAAACAUAAUUUAUGUUAUAUCUCAUAUUCUCAUCA
Messenger RNA from Cuscuta europaea, 1570 nucleotides. The record is from the annotation of a GenBank genome assembly. Lineage: Eukaryota; Viridiplantae; Streptophyta; Magnoliopsida; Solanales; Convolvulaceae.